Orycteropus afer afer is the source of this 2169-nucleotide messenger RNA. It is a transcript of the gene FBXO34, whose product is annotated as F-box protein 34. Bases 1 to 2169 code for a protein of 722 amino acids. NCBI's taxonomy places the organism in Eukaryota, Metazoa, Chordata, Mammalia, Tubulidentata, Orycteropodidae. Gene Ontology annotation, molecular function: protein binding. The transcript is spliced from 2 exons. The record is from RefSeq and is a predicted model, not a curated record.
AUGUUAAGUUUUAGCUCAGACCAAAGCGAAAAUGACUUGCCAAGGACCUCUGUUACGCACCUAAAGCCAUACUGGAAACCGCAGAAGAAAGAGCAACCUCUGGAGACGCCGAAAACACCCAUGAGCCACCAAAGAGUUGUAAAUGGUGAAACGUGCAGAACGAGCUACAUGAAACCAAGUGUCUUUCCUUCAGCCUCUCUUGGUAAAGCGUUAUCUCGAAAGCCUUUUGGGAUCCUUUCUCCAAAUGUUCUGUGCAGUAUGAGUGGGAAGAGUCCUGUAGAGAGCAGCUUGAGUAUUAAAACCAAAAAGAAUGUACCGCCUGCAACAAUCCACCAGGGUGAAGAAGGGGAAGGACCCCUCGAUAUCUGGACUGUUGUGAAACCGGGAAAUACCAAGGAGAAAAUUGCAUUCUUUGCAGCCCACCAGUGUAGCACUCGGAUAGGAUCCAUGAAAAUAAAAAGCUCCUGGGAUAUAGAUGGGAGAGCUACUAAAAGAAGGAAAAAAUCAGGGGAUCUUAAAAAAGCCAAGAUACAGUUAGAAAGGAUGAGGGAAGUCAACAGCAGGUGCUACCAGCCUGAGCCUUUUGCAUGUGGUAUUGAACACUGUUCUGUGCAUUAUGUGAGUGACAGUGGGGAUGGAGUCUAUGCAGGGAGGCCUCUGUCGGUCAUACAGAUGGUUGCCUUCUUGGAGCAGAGAGCCAGUGCUCUCAUAGCCAGCUGUGCGAAAAACUGCACAAACUCACCUGCUGUUAUGAGGUUUUCUGGGCAUUCCAGAGGUUUGCCCCCAACCUUCUCUGCUCCAGGAGCCUGUGAAGAACCCACGGAAAGGGGAAAUCCUGAGGUAGGUGAACCAUCAAGUGAGCCAGUCCGUGUCCUUGACAUGGUGGCCAGGCUGGAGUCAGAAUGCCUGAGGCGACAGAGCCAACGUGAGCCUGGCGGCCUCUCAAGGAAUAACAGCUUCCGUCGCAAUGUGGGCCGGGUGUUGCUUGCAAAUGGCACUUCAGCUGAAGAAGGCAAAACGAAGAAAGGAACCUUGGAGGCACCUGACACUCAGGUAGAUCCUGUGGGAUCUGUAUCUGAGGACUGUGGCCUCUCAGGAGUUGACCAGUGUUCUCCUGAGGGGGACCGGGCCUGGGAUGGCUCUCCUCGGGGCUGUCCCUCGCCAGCAGGUGUGAGUUUCCAGGUGGACAGUGCAGAAUUAGAGCCAGAUCAGCAAACUACCUUGCAAAACAGCAAUAGGUAUGAUGUAGAAAUGACUGAAGAACAUGUUGAGUCUCCCUUUCCUCCUCACACUUGUCCCCAAGCCACUGAAUUGCCUACAGAUACUGUUGAUUGUGUGAGUAGAGAGCUCGUGCCACUUACUAGCCAAAAUCCUGAUCAAAGAAGAAAAGAAUCUUUGUGCAUUAGUAUCACUGUGUCCAAGGUAGAGAAAGACCAACCUUCUAGUUUAAACCCCUCUGGUGACCCACUUCCAGGGAUGUUGUUUUUUUUGCCACCUGGUCGGCAUGAGUCGGACUGUUCACAGUUGAGUGAAAGCACGAGAGAAUCUUCAGAGGCCAGCCAGCUUGAAGGUGCUGCUGAGGUUCACAGUGUGUCUGAGGAAAAAAGUGUUUCAGCUGAGCCAUUUGUCCUGCCGGCCUCUUCUGUGGAAAGCACAUUACCAGUGCUUGAGGUGUCUAGUUGGAAGAAGCAGGUGUCUCAUGACUUUCUGGAGACCAGGUUUAAGAUCCAGCAGCUUUUGGAGCCUCAGCAGUACAUGGCCUUUCUGCCCCACCAUAUUAUGGUGAAAAUCUUCAGGUUGCUUCCCACCAAGAGUUUAGUGGCUCUUAAAUGUACUUGCUGCUAUUUUAAGUUCAUCAUUGAAUACUACAACAUCAGGCCAGCAGAUUCUCGCUGGGUACGAGACCCACGGUAUAGAGAGGAUCCUUGCAAGCAGUGCAAGAAAAAAUACGUCAAGGGGGACGUGUCCCUGUGCCGGUGGCACCCGAAGCCCUAUUGCCAGGCGUUACCCUAUGGGCCAGGAUACUGGAUGUGUUGCCACCGGUCUCAGAAGGGCUUUCCUGGCUGUAAGCUAGGGCUUCAUGACAAUCACUGGGUCCCUGCCUGUCACAGCUUUAAUCGAGCAAUUCAUAAGAAAGCAAAAGGGGCUGAAACUGAAGAAGAAUAUUAA